This is a messenger RNA of Oncorhynchus nerka (sockeye salmon), 5344 nucleotides long. RefSeq lists its product as uncharacterized. Bases 354 to 2372 code for a protein of 672 amino acids. Lineage: Eukaryota; Metazoa; Chordata; Actinopteri; Salmoniformes; Salmonidae. The record is from RefSeq and is a predicted model, not a curated record. The transcript is spliced from 3 exons.
GGCGAUCCUAUCGGACAUAUUUGAUGAAACACAGGAACGAUUAAAGGAGAACCUAUUUGUUUACAUAGAUCCGAGGUUGAAAUAUCUUCAGUUUCUCUGACAUCUUCUGGUUUCAAAAUUAGCCAGGGACAUUUUACUAUUUAAUAACUUACAAACAGUGAAAAGCCUUUCAAUUGUCUUGUUUAGUUAGCUCUCUGGAGCAGGUUUUCCGCUUACUACGAGGGUAGCUAGCUAGCUCGAUGUUAGCAGCAAUCUAUCGCUUGCUAUGCAUUUCACGAUGGACGACAGACUAUAAAAUUUGACCUCCGAUGUUAUAAACAAAUUGAAAGGUUGUUAUUUGCAGUUUUACAAAAAUGGAUAUCAGUCUAACAAUUUCCCUAAUGCGGGGACAGAUGGGUACCGUGAUAGAGAGAGCGGUUAGUGCCGCUGUUGAGACGGUGUUGGGAGAGAUGCUUAGAGUGGUCGGCAUUAAAUUCGACGAGCUGAAGAUGGAGGUAGUAGCUAAAGAGAAAGAGGCGGAGAACAUAAGACAGAUGCUGGAGAUAUCCCGAUCUCAGAUGAAGACCAUGCGGAAACACAUGAACGCUCUGGGUGAGAACGCGCACUCUGCCACUUAUCAGACCUACCGGACAGCAUUCGGCCAUUCUGAUCCCCGCAGAAUUCACGGUUCCUCCGAGGCCGCACUGUCCUCGGGUUUACCACAGCCGCCGAGAAGGACGGUUCCAAACAACAACCAAAUUCCCACUACAAAUGGAAACGUACAGGCAAGGAAUCGAGUCACCAUCACCAUACCCUCUGAGAAUAUGGUCAGGGCCACCCAGCCCUCUGAGAAUAUGGUCAGGGCCACCCAGCCCUCUGAUAUCUUGGUCAGGGCCACCCAGCCCUCUGAGAAUAUGGUCAGGGCCACCCAGCCCUCUGAUAUCUUGGUCAGGGCCACCCAGCCCUCUGAUAAUUUAAUCAGGGCCACCCAGCCCUCUGAUAAUUUGGUCAGGGCCACCCAGCCCUCUGAUAAUUUGGUCAGGGCCACCCAGCCCUCUGAUAAUUUGGUCAGGGCCACCCAGCCUUCUGAUAAUUUGGUCAGGGCCACCCAGCCUUCUGAUAACUUGGUCAGGGCCACCCAGCCCUCUGAUAAUAUGGUAACCGUUAGGGCAACAUCCUUUGACAGUCACGAUGAUCUGACAACUGUGAUCUCCCAGACUCUGGAGGACCGGACAUUGACACCCACUGUCUCUGCAAUGAAUAGUUCAUCAGAGCAUCUGGAACCUUUGAAAGAGGAGCCCCCAGCCCUCCUAGACCCCGAGGUGUCUGAUGAGAGCCAGAGGAGGGAGGAGGAAGAAGAGUGUCAGGCUGAGUGGACCAUAAGUACACAGCCACCAGAGACAAGCACAGACCCUGGGGCUCAGCUGGUCCUCUCCCCUCCCAGGACUGACGGAGCAGACUGCUCUGCCAGGAGUGUACUGCCAUCCUCCCAGCCCCUGUCCCAGUUCCAAGUGAAAGAGGAGGAAGCUGAGGUGGAGAUCAUCUGUAUCAAACAGGAACCAGAGGAGGUGGAGACCCUGCUGAUAAACCUGGCUGCCGAAGGCUUCAACUCUCAGGGCAACCUCCUCCUGGACAGUGAUAGGACCAUCCCAGGCUCUCAAAGCCAGAGGGAUAGGAGAGCACCCCGUCCACCACAGAGCCAGAGGACCUUAGCAGAGAAUACACCCUUCACCUCAGCCGACUCUUGUUCAUAUGGGCUGUCCCAGGCAGUGAUGUCCAUGUCAGGAGUUGCUCCCAGGCCCAUGGUGCGUCCGUGGCCCAAAGACCUGAGUCUGUACGAGGAGUUUAAAAUGAGACGAACUGAGCUGAGGAGGAGGAGCCAGACCCGUCAGAGGGAGAUUGAGAAGAACCUUCCCCAGCCUCUAUUAGCUGACCUGGUGAAGGAGAGACGGGAGAAGACCCGGCUCAGAGUGGCCCGCUGGAGAGCCAAGAGGAAGCUGCAGGCCUGUCUACUGACUCAGAUGACCCAACAGACACAACACCAACAGACUGGACCGGGACUGGGCCAGGGGAAUAGUCUGAACAGUGGGCUGGGGAAUCAUAGCCAGAUUAGCCACCACACACAACACAAAACCACAGGCCCCACUCAGACUCCGCAGAGGAACAGUGCUGCCAUCUCUCAAUCGCAGUACAACAACAGUUUUUUGUACAACAGAAGUCACUGUGAGACUGGGGCUGGUAACGUUAACUACCCUCCUCUCCAGUUCAACUCCUCCUCUCUAAUGCUGGGGCAACACGGAGGACACAAUAUGGUGGAGCACAUUAUGCAUUCUACAAUGACAUCAUCCUCACAGCAGGGCCUCUCCCUGACAGACUCUGAGCUCUACCAGUAACAAGGGAUCAUGGGUAUUCAAAUCUUACCCAACAAGUUCUGGAUUACUGCUGUUUUUUGUUGUUGUUCUACCUGAUAAUGAAUUACACCCACCUGGUGUCCCAGGUCUAAAUCAGUCCCUGAUUAGAGGAGAAUCACCCACCUGGUGUCCCAGGUCUAAAUCAGUCCCUGAUUAGAGGAGAAUCACCCACCUGGUGUCCCAGGUCUAAAUCAGUCCCUGAUUAGAGGAGAAUCACCCACCUGGUGUCCCAGGUCUAAAUCAGUCCCUGAUUAGAGGGGAAUCACCCACCUGGUGUCCCAGGUCUAAAUCAGUCCCUGAUUAGAGGGGAAUCACCCACCUGGUGUCCCAGGUCUAAAUCAGUCCCUAAUUAGAGGAGAAUCACCCACCUGGUGUCCCAGGUCUAAAUCAGUCCCUGAUUAGAGGGGAAUCACCCACCUGGUGUCCCAGGUCUAAAUCAGUCCCUAAUUAGAGGGGAAUCACCCACCUGGUGUCCCAGGUCUAAAUCAGUCCUUGACUAGAGGGGAAUCACCCACCUGGUGUCCCAGGUCUAAAUCAGUCCCUGAUUAGAGGGGAAUCACCCACCUGGUGUCCCAGGUCUAAAUCAGUCCCUGAUUAGAGGGGAAUCACCCACCUGGUGUCCCAGGUCUAAAUCAGUCCCUGAUUAGAGGGGAAUCACCCACCUGGUGUCCCAGGUCUAAAUCAGUCCCUAAUUAGAGGGGAGGAGUGGAAUUGGCUUUGUGGUCCACAUUUGAAUUAGAGGGCAGAAGACCAACAUUACAAUACCAGGUCUACUCUACCAGUACCAGUUCUACUCUACCAGUACCAGGUCUACUCUACCAGUUCUACUCUACCAGUACCAGUUCUACUCUACCAGGUCUACUCUACCAGUUCUACUCUACCAUUUAUACUCUACCAGUUAUACUAUACCAGUACCAGUUCUACUCUACCAGGUCUACUCUACCAGUACCAGUCCUACUCUACCAGUUCUACUCUACCAGUUAUACUCUACCAGUACCAGUUCUACUCAACCAGUACCAGUUCUACUCAACCAGUACCAGUUCUACUCUGCCAGUUCUACUCUACCAGUUCUACUCUACCAGUUAUACUCUACCAGUUAUACUCUACCAGUACCAGUUCUACUCUACCAGGUCUACUCUACCAGUUCUACUCUACCAGUACCAGUUAUACUCUACCAGUUCUACUCUACCAGUACCAGUUCUACUCUACCAGGUCUACUCUACCAGUACCAGUUCUACUCUACCAGUACCAGGUCUACUCUACCAGUUCUACUCUACCAGUUCUACUCUGCCAGUACCAGUUCUACUCUACCAGUUCUACUCUACCAGUACCAGUUCUACUCUACCAGUACCAGUUCUACUCUACCAGUACCAGUCCUACUCUACCAGUUCUACUCUACCAGUUCUACUCUACCAGUACCAGUUCUACUCUACCAGUUCUACUCUACCAGUACCAGUUCUACUCUACCAGUACCAGUUCUACUCUACCAGUACCAGUUAUAGUCUACCAGUUAUACUCUACCAGUACCAGUUUUACUCUACCAGUACCAGUUCUACUCUACUAGUACCAGUCCUACUCUACUAGUACCAGUUCUACUCUACCAGUUCUACUCUACCAGUUCUACUCUACCAGUACCAGUUCUACUCUACCAGUUCUACUCUACCAGUACCAGUUAUAGUCUACGAGUUCUACUCUACCAGUACCAGUUAUAGUCUACCAGUCCUACUCUACCAGGUCUACUCUACCAGUUUUACUCUACCAGUACCAGUUUUACUCUACUAGUACCAGUUCUACUCUACUAGUACCAGUUCUACUCUACCAGUUCUACUCUACCAGUACCAGUUAUAGUCUACGAGUUCUACUCUACCAGUACCAGUUCUACUCUACCAGUUCUACUCUACCAGUACCAGUUAUAGUCUACGAGUUCUACUCUACCAGUACCAGUUCUACUCUACCAGUUCUACUCUACCAGUAACAAUAGAGCAGAUGAUGUGUUUUGUGGAGUCACUCCGUUGUAUGGCACCCUAAUUCCCUAUGUAGUGCACUACGUUUGACAAAGGUCUUUAUGGCUCUGGUCAAAAGUAGUGCACAAUAUAGGGUGUCAUUUUCAGACACAGCCUAUGCCUUCUGAUGCAGGGCCAAUAACAUGAGAUAUUUCAAGAGGAAUUGUGUGAAUGCAAAAAUGAUCAAAAUUUUGCCUGUGACAAAAUUCAUCAAAAAAGGCUUUUAUUUUAUGAUAACGGCCUAAUAAUGAUAAUUGAAUUGCAAUUUUAUUUUAAUUACCUGAGAAUGUUUUAAUGUACAACAACAGUAUUUUUUAUUAAAACACAUUAUUUAUGUUAACUUGAAUAAUGACCAUGCCUACAUGUCUUGAAAUAUGGUAUAUUAUAUUGACAUCUAGGUCAAACGAAUGAUUUUAUUUGGCAAACUUCAUUGUCCAUAUUAUUUAAUCAACUGUUAUUUAUACAUUGUAUUGCUCUGCAACUGGAUUUAAAUCAUGAUAAUAAUACUUUAUAAGCUCUAUUCAGAUAUAGGCCUAUUCAAUGACAUAAUAGGAAACUAUCCAAUACAUUAUGAAUCACUUUUUAGAGUUAUGGCCUAGUCUUUGAUCAGACGGAAUUUCUCUUGCUUCAUUCCUCUUGUCCCUACUUGAUAGUUUCAUUAGCAGUGUUCAAGGUGAACAGCUGUUUCCAUGAACCUGUCCUGUCAGUUAUGUUUUGGCAGCAUUUACAAAGUUUGCAUAGAAAAUAGAUGGGACAAUUUCCUGUUACUGUGCGUUUCCAUUGUUCAUUAAAACAGCUGGAUGGAAUGACAUCACACCUAUACAUUUUUUUUUUUAAAACACUUAGAGAAAACCGAGUGUGGAAUGAAAAGGAAAGGAAGUGGUUGAAGUGGUUUCCAUGAUCCAUUUGGGCAAAUUGUGCGUUAAUAAAUUGGCGAUAGCCUGUAUGCCA